GUAUAAAGCAGCAACAUGUGGUUGAAAAGCUCAAACGCUCAGCUUGUCUCCAGCAUGAAGCUUAACUCCCAGCUAGUUGCCUUCCUGACCCUCGUCUGUGUCUCGUUAGUGAGGGAGUCACACAGUGCGUUUGUUCCAGGAAGAUGUUUGUGUCCAAAAGUGCAAAAAGGUGUCAGGGGGGAACUGAAAGAGCUCCUUGUUUUACCAAAAAGUGCCACCUGUAGCAAUGUCACAGUCAUAGUGACACUAAAAAAUGAUGCAGGCGUGUGUUUGGAUCCAGAGGCGCUGAUGGCCAAACAGCUGAUUCGCUGCUGGAAUAGAGCUCAUAAGUUGGAUCGUGAUGUGAAGCUGUGUCUGAAGCGGAGAAGAAUGAGAGGUGGUCAGCGUCAGCGGCAAAGACAGAGGAGACGUGGUCAAAUCAAGAAUGCAUCAUCCUCAGUCCCACAAUAAAUUAGGCAGACUGACUAAUGGCAUUAAGCUACUACAUGGAAAGACGUGUGUAGAGGCUGUUGUAAAUUCAGUCCACUGGUGGCUGUUAAAAGCAGCGUACUACCACUUUUUAUAAAUGUCACAAAGAUCAGACAUCAUGCUCGCUUGAGUUUCGGUCUGAGCUGUAUAUCUCUUCGUAGGCCAGCAGCAGGGCGCUUUGUUUCAACCCCUGCAAAUGACUGAUGUAAUGUUGAAAAUUGAAGCCCUGGAGGCUUACCAUAAAUGGUGACAGGUUUCGCUUUAAAGCAUUGUUAAAUGGUCAAUAUAUGUGGUUCUGUAUAAGCAACUGGAAAAUCUGACUGACUAAAGACUUGUGUUAGUUAUUUAUUUUUAUAUGAAUAUGGGAAUAUUUCAGACAUGUUUUUUUUAAUAAAUAUAAUAGAACAA
Melanotaenia boesemani (Boeseman's rainbowfish) is the source of this 876-nucleotide messenger RNA. Its product is annotated as C-X-C motif chemokine 9-like. The transcript is spliced from 4 exons. Lineage: Eukaryota; Metazoa; Chordata; Actinopteri; Atheriniformes; Melanotaeniidae. Gene Ontology annotation, molecular function: CXCR chemokine receptor binding; chemokine activity. The record is from RefSeq and is a predicted model, not a curated record. Bases 16 to 450 code for a protein of 144 amino acids. Gene Ontology annotation, biological process: antimicrobial humoral immune response mediated by antimicrobial peptide; chemokine-mediated signaling pathway; neutrophil chemotaxis. Gene Ontology annotation, cellular component: extracellular region.